GCGAAGCUUAUUUUAGUUCUUAUGUAGUUUAUAGAUUCUGGAUAGCUUUCUUGUCACGCUUUUCUGUCGUAAUGGUGGAAGUCCGGGCAUGAAGACGAUCCAUUCUUUUUUGGGGAUUUUAGAAGCCCGGUGAAGCUCAUGCACCUUAUCGGCGCUAGUUCACUCUUCAGAUCGAUUCAGCAGCUGUACCGGGGACAGACGGUGUUCCGGUAUAGCGACAACCUUUCCGCCCUCUUGAAGACCAAGAGAGGGAAGAAGAAAAAGGCCCAGGAAUAAGAACCUUUAGUGGUUCGUCGACACCGAGGAGUACUGGGCGCUAUGGGUGACUCUCGUCAAAGGCUCGACUCGGUCGGAGAAUUGGAUAAAAUUUUCUCAGACAAAGGAUACUGUCCCUCUAUGGAGGAACUUGUCACGAAAUCUACAACUGCAACGGACGCAUCGAUCAACACGGCUGCUGGUAGCACGAAAGCAAAUCUAGCUUACCUGUUAAAACUUGCAGUGUCAGAGGUGAAAAAGCAUCGCACUAUUACGGAGCAGCUGAAUGUCAUCCGUGAUGAAUUGACGGCUCUCAAGGAAACAACUGCUGACAGUCAAAACUCACACGCUCAAGUCCGGCUUACCCUCGACGUUUUCCGAGCAGAAAUGAUGGACACCGUGCAGAGGCAGAUUCAGAAAGCCAUUCAGAUCCCAUCUACCCAGCCAUUCUCCUUUGCUACAAUCUCAAACAAACGGAAAGAUCAGGAAGUCAUCCAAGCAAUGAAAGGAGUACGGAUUGCGCAACAAGCUCAAGAAAUUCUGGCAAAAGAAGACUCAGAACGGAAAAAGAGACAACUCAACCUGUGCAUACGCGGCAUGGAUGUUCCAUUUGGCGACAGUGUUGAUGCUGUCAUGAAGAUGCUGGAAGACAUUAACAUAAAUACUAACGUCGAAUCUGUCAAAAUGGUCGAACCACGUGAAAGGAACUCCCGGCCUCCUCGCCUCAUCAUUGCCCUAAAAGACCAGAAAAAUCGCCUCUCAGUUCUCAGAUCUGUCCGCAAACUGAAAUCAGCUGGCGAUACCUACAGGGAUGUCUUCAUAGGACCUGGCUACACUCCAAUACAGGACAAAGAACAGUACGAGCUGCGUGAAGAGAGAAGACGGAGGAAUGCCAUGGAGACUGACGAAAACAAAAUGUGGAUCGUGCAUCGUGGGGCCCUGAAGCAGCGCUGCAACCUCACGAUGAGACAAGAGUCAUCCUGAUUAUGGGAUCACGAAGACCGUGGAAUCUCGCAGAACCAAUGCACGCCUCAGCUACGAUGCUUGACCCUAAACUGCAGAAGUCUCAUUAACCUCGACCGCAGAACAUCCCUCGCUAGCCUUGUGGCCGUACGCUCCCCAGACGUUUUUAUUUCCGACUGAAACAUGGCUGACCGAUAACUUUGUGGACUCUGAGCUUUUUCUCAACGGGUACACGCUUUACAGGUCGGAUCGCUCUGAGAAAUCCUCCGGAGUUUCCUCCCAUGGCGGUGUUCUUGUUGCUGUCAGCAACUCAUGUGGAACCUCAACUGCUGCCAACCUCGAUCUGGACCUUCCGGGGGCGGCUAUCGACUGCCUCCUGCACAUCGGCAGCCACCGCAUCUUGCUCGGCUGCAUUUACAAUCCGCCAGUGGGCAGUCUACCGCCUCCCCAUCGAGAAUCUUCAUUCCACCAUCGUCUCCAUGGUCGCUGAACCUGCAUCUGCAAGGCUCAUUGCAGGUGAUUUCAACCUACCGGGUAUCUAUUCGGCUUCCCAGUUCUCCGAGGAUGACUAUGAGACACACUUCCUGAACACCCUCGUGGACGGCGACCUUGCUCAGUGGGCUGAUAGCGACACUCGGGGGUCUCGUAUCCUCGAUUUAGUUUGUACCGGUGGCCAGAUCGAUCACCUCCACACAGAGACGGUGACCACACGCUGUCCAACCACCUCCCGAUUCUUUCUGCGUUCGAAUUGACAGUUGGCAGUGCUAUCCGUAUCGACUGUAUCCCGCACGCGAACUUGAGCUUCUGCAGAGCCGACUACGACUCCCUUCGAGAGUUGAUUGCCAGGCAACCCUACACUGGCAAUUGCUGGUCAAAUCCAAAUGUUCUGCUUAACUAAUGGUAUCACUGGAUUUGCCAGAAGGUUCACAGAACAGUACCCCGUCGCACAUUGCGACUACCUCCUUGGAUCUCACCUCAGACUUCUAACCUGCUGAACAGACUAGAAAUUAAGCGGAGAUACAAAGGUGAACUCCACAGUUCCACCGUGCGACUGCAAAUCGAGGUGGACCUCGCAGUGGAAGAAGACCGCAAGGACUACCAGGAGAGACUUGCAGACUCGCGGUCACAACCACGCUGGUACCACUUCUCUCGAAAAACCAAGCAGCGCGAAUAUCUCUCCAUUCUUUCUCUCGGUGAUCGAAGGCUACCAACAAUCCUGACAAGGUUCUCUCUUCGCCGAAUACUUCGCCGCAACGUGUUCAUCAAGUCAUCCGGAUGCUACUCGUGCGACCUCGAGAGGACCAAGAGGGGUCAGACUAGUAUCAGAGACUUUGACACCAGCUGCGAAAGGAUAAGCCAUAUUCUUAAAGACCUAGACAUCUCCAAAAGCGGCGGCAUUGACGUGAUUCCUGCUUGCUUACUAAAGAAUAUCCCGGAACAGCUUUCGAAGUCCCUGAGCCAAGUCUUGUAUUAGAACAAGCAAACUGGUAUUUUUCCGGAUGUGUGGAAAACUGGUAUGGUUUGUGCUAUUUACAAAAAGGGGCGAUCGUGGAGUUCAUUACUCAGCAUUCCGUCGAAGGUACUGGAACGCUGUGUGUUCAUAGACCUCUACCUCUUUUUGAAGCCUUGGUUGAACAACGCGCAGUACAACUUCCGCAGAGGGCGUUCCAGCGUGAUACAGAUGUUGGUUUACCUGAAUCAGGCUUACAAUUCUACGGCAAGAGAUGAUGAAUUCGAAGUUGUGUAUGCAAUCGACAAGGUCGACCACGGGAUCCUCCUCGAGAAACUUUGGAACGUCGGCGUCAGAGGCAAACUUGGGCGACUUAUUCGAUCGUAUAUGUCUAACAGAGUGAUGACUGUGAGGGUUAGUGACUCUGUUUCGUGUUGUAUGUGUGACUAGUGGCGUGCCUCAGGGAUCCCUCCUCGGUCCCCUCCUCUUCUUGGUCCAGAUCAACGACCUUCUGGACUCCUCACAUAACCCUGUGUUGCUGUGUGCUGACGAUAGCAAAAUUCUCUCACAUGACCCUACAAGGUUACAGGAUGAUGUUUCAGCCUUCGACGACUGGUGCAACUCCAACCACAUGCACGUGAAUGCCAGUAAAUGCGCAGUGAUUUCUUUCGGCGACUCAAACAGCAGUACGCGUCCCAGUAUCGCUCUGGAUUACAGUAUGCUUAAGACCGUGAAUCAACAAUCGGACCUCGACUUGCUCGUAAGUUCCUCCCUGAAAUGGGAUUCCCACAUCGUGCACAAAAUGUCUAAAGCGAACAAGGUGUUCCAUAUGAUUCGCAGGAACAGCAAUGACCUGAACGCCUCCGCUAAGAUUAAAAUCUACAAGACCAUGGUCCUUCCUGUGAUGACCAUCGCGUUGCAGUGUUGGUUCGCGAACACGAUUUCUCUGAGGAAGCUGGAAGGCUUCCAAAAGAAGAUUUUCCGCUAGGCAAUAGGCGACAAGGCGCACGAUAAAUCCCUGCGCGAGGCGAACCUGCUACCAUUAUCAUUAUAUCUACAACUGGUUGACCUUCUUUUCCUCUCUAACAUCCUCGAAGGCCGUCACGAUAUUGAUAUGACACGUUUCCUUCAGAUUAGCGUAAACAAAAGGCAUACACAUGCUACAGACAGUCCGCGCUUUCAGCUCGACAUACCUGAAGCCUUGCACAUGAACAUGAAGCCUUGCUGGAGGACAAGGAAGUCGAGAGAAGGGUGGCAAUUUACGAUGGGCUAGUAGAGAAAGGGGUAAACUUAACGCCUAUGGAGUUUAUGAUUUUUAUGGACCGGAGCUAUGUUUUUAAGUAUCCGGUACUGAAUGCCGAGGAAUUAUUCGAGCUGGGCUCAAUUCAGAGUAAGUUCCUUGGCAAGAAACUAUGGAGCCCAUGGAGUGGAGACAAUGUGGUUUCAAAAGAAACAAUGGACUUUUUGUCCUUAUUCUUUGGAGAGGAUUUUCAAGAAGAAUUCUUCAGAAAACCAACAACAGAAGAAGAUUUUAGGAAAAAGAUAGAGCUGCACAUCAUGUUAGAAGAAAUCUAUCAAGCUUGGUGGCGGCCUUAUUCAGCGCUGCAGUUUGCAGUGAGGAGCCUGAGUAGGGCCGCUGAAAAUUCUCUGGAAAAGAUGGCGGCUGUUAAACUAAUCAAAUCCUACACGGAUAAAAAGUCUAACCUGUAUAAAAUUUAUUUUUAAAUCUAUUUGUAAAUAUGUUUA
Symsagittifera roscoffensis is the source of this 4414-nucleotide messenger RNA. RefSeq lists its product as uncharacterized. The transcript has 2 exons. The record is from RefSeq and is a predicted model, not a curated record. Bases 319 to 1239 code for a protein of 306 amino acids. Lineage: Eukaryota; Metazoa; Xenacoelomorpha; Acoela; Convolutidae.